Dufourea novaeangliae is the source of this 650-nucleotide messenger RNA. It is a transcript of the gene mRpL41, whose product is annotated as 39S ribosomal protein L41, mitochondrial. Gene Ontology annotation, molecular function: structural constituent of ribosome. The record is from RefSeq and is a predicted model, not a curated record. Lineage: Eukaryota; Metazoa; Arthropoda; Insecta; Hymenoptera; Halictidae. The coding region runs from base 85 to 585 and encodes 166 amino acids. The transcript has 3 exons. Gene Ontology annotation, cellular component: mitochondrial large ribosomal subunit.
CUGAUAAAUCACCGUUAGUGAUAAUGCACGCCAUCUCUAGUAUAGAGUCUAUAGAGUAAACAUAUCAAAGUGUAAUAAGUCAUAAUGGUAUCCCCGUACAUGGUUAUCAGUCGACAGAUCUCUACUUCCUCUAUUUCCUAUGGCAAGCGAAAUUUUCGAAAAUUUUACAUGUACAAUAAACGAGGUAACCGUCAGUUUCGAGAGAGGCAAUCCACAGAUCCGAAUUUUCCAAUUCCAAUUGAUCGAAGAGGAGUAAGACUGACAGGAGAACAAAUAGGAGAUGACUGGGUUGACAUACCAGAAAAGAUACCAGAGAUUAUUGUACCUUCGCUUAAGGAUUUUCAUUUAAAACCAUAUGUUUCUUAUAGAGUUGAAGAAAUUACAGUGCGUGAAUUCACAGCUAAAGACUUGUUUAAUUAUAUAUAUGCAGCGAAAAUAGUGGACGACUUUGAGAAAAAUCGAUUGGGACCAGAUGGUACACCAUUAUAUCCCAAUGAAUAUGAGGAAUUGACUCCAGAGGAAGCUAGAAUUAGGGCUGAACAAACUGGCACAGAUAUUUUUGCUCUAAACGAGGAAGGUUUUUAAGUUACACACAAUAUUGUACUUAAUGUGAAUACUAAUUAAGAAAAAAAAAUGGAUUAAAACGAUAA